Messenger RNA from Rubroshorea leprosula, 1063 nucleotides. The record is from the annotation of a GenBank genome assembly. Lineage: Eukaryota; Viridiplantae; Streptophyta; Magnoliopsida; Malvales; Dipterocarpaceae.
GCCAUCCAUCCCUGCUACAUUUAGCAAAAAGAAACUCAAUGUCUCUUCAAAAUUUCUUCAAAUUUCUCAAGCAAACAUCAGUUAAAGAAAGGCGAAUAAAACCUUCAGCACUUCCGGAGGGACUACGUCGUCAAUUUUCACUAGCUGAGCUCAAAGCUGCCACCAACAAUUUUCAUCAUGAUUUGAAAAUCGGUGAAGGUGGUUUUGGCCCAGUAUACAAGGGCCUCCUUGAUGGCGGCUCUUUGGUUGUCGCUGUCAAACGUUUCUCUAGAACAUCGAGACAAGCAGUUGAAGUGUUCCGAAUUGAGGUACAGGUACUCUGCCAGCUGCGCCACCAGAAUCUUGUCUCUCUCCUCGGGUUUUGUCACGAGAAGGAUGAGGGGAUCCUUGUGCUAGAGAUAUGCAUUGGGGCAACGCGUGGAUUACACUACCUUCACACAAGUGCAAAGUAUGCACUAAUUCACCGCGAUGUCAGCCCUCUUAAUAUUCUUCUGGACGAAAAUUGGGAUGCUAAGCUUUCAGAUUUUGGGUAUAUUGCUCCAGAGUACCUGAUUCAUGGUGAAUUAAGUGAGAAACAUGAUGUGUACUCACUGGGUAUCGCUCUGUUGGAAGUAUUGUGUGGUAGAAAUUCUGAUAUGGGUUUGAUUUCAGUGAUCAUUGAAUGCAUCAAAGAUGGCCAUGUUCAUGUUGUGAUUGAUCCAUUUCUGAAAGGGAAGAUAGCACCGGUGUCUUUGAUAGAAUACGUCGAGAUCGCUCUCAAUUGUGUAUAUGCAGAUCCAAAUGAACGGCCUUCAAUGGGAGAAGUUGAGGUAACCUUAGAACUUGCAUUGGAGCUGCAGGAGAAAGCCGACUUGGUUAUCAAGGCUGACAAUCCAUAUGCUGUUUACGCCUACGAAGAUGUAUCAUUCCGUGUUUCUGUUGAAAAAAUCAUCGCCUACUAGCUACCCAACAGUUAUACUGGAGAAUUGGAUGCUAGUUUUUACUGCUUUGACUGCAAUGGCAAACUUGAAAGAAUUAGGCCAGCAAGAUCAGCUAUUUUAAAUGAUAAAAUACAUUUAUUUCA